Messenger RNA from Aureobasidium subglaciale EXF-2481, 1638 nucleotides. RefSeq lists its product as uncharacterized. The transcript is spliced from 6 exons. The coding region runs from base 31 to 1575 and encodes 514 amino acids. Lineage: Eukaryota; Fungi; Ascomycota; Dothideomycetes; Dothideales; Saccotheciaceae. Gene Ontology annotation, molecular function: transmembrane transporter activity. The record is from RefSeq and is a predicted model, not a curated record. Gene Ontology annotation, cellular component: membrane. Gene Ontology annotation, biological process: transmembrane transport.
AGCGGAAGCACCUGUACUUCUUUACCCAUUAUGGCUGCGAGACACUCUCUGGAGAAGAAGCUGGACGAUGAGGCGAUGCACAUCGAAGACGCUCCGAUUAUCACUGAGAUUGAGUCCUUCCGAGUGCUAGGCCUUGACCCCGAAGAUGCCGAGUUCUUCACAAACUACUCGGAAGAGCAGCGUAAGAAGACGUUCCGCAAGGUCGACCUUCGUCUUGUACCAAUGCUCUCUGUACUCUACCUGAUGGCUCAUAUUGACCGUGCAAACAUUGGUAACGCGAAGAUUGAGGGUAUGAUUGAGGAUCUGGGCAUGACUGAUGUUCAGUACAACAUUGUGCUGUCGAUCUUCUUCAUACCAUACGUCCUUUGCGAAGUCCCAAGCAACAUCUUGCUCAAGAAGUUCAAGCGUCCCUCUACUUAUCUGGGUAUCCUCGUCACAUCCUGGGGCACUAUCAUGGCAUGCACUGGUCUAGUCAAGAACUUCGCUGGACUUAUGAUUGUCAGAAUCUUGUUGGGCAUCUUUGAGGCUGGCUUCUUUCCUGCCGCCAUCUACCUCUGCAGUUACUGGUAUAUGCCAAAGAAUCUCGCCACACGUAUCUCAUACUUCUACUGUAUGAGUGCGCUAUCUGGCGCUUUUUCUGGUCUUCUCGCUGCCGGCAUCGCUCAAAUGGAUGGCGUAGGGGGAUAUGAAGGAUGGCGCUGGAUAUUUAUUCUUGAGGGCAUCGUCACAGUCUUUGUCGGUGUAGGAUGCUUCUUCCUUCUCAUCGACACGCCUGAACUCUCGUCUCGCUGGCUUCGUCCGAACGAGAUUCAAUAUCUUGAACUUUCUAUGUUUAUCAAACAAGGCGGCGCCUUCCAGGCAGAGACCAGCAUCAAGGCGAGGGACCUGAAGAUGGUACUCAAGAACCCCCGUAUCUACACACAGGCAUACUUCCUUUUCUGCCAGUCUGCCCUAUCCUAUGGUAUCAAAUUCACUCUACCGACCAUCACGAAAUCAAUGGGCUUCACUACCACUGUUGCACAGCUUCUCUCUGCACCGCCAUACGUUGCUGCCGCCAUCUCAGCUGUCUGUUUUGCAAAGGUGUCGGAUCGCUUCUACCGUCGCAUGCCGUUUGUCGUCAUACCAAUGGCCAUCGUCGUAGUCGCUUACUCAGUAAUCAUAUCUCUCAACGGUGCUCUCGCGGAGAAGAAAGGUGUCGCCUACUUCGCUGUCGUCCUAGCCGUCAUCGGCAUCUACCCCAUCCAAGCAGCCGCCGCCUCCUGGAACGCUAAUAAUCUUGCUCCUUCCUCUCGACGUGCUAUCGGUAUUGCUCUCAACAACGGUGUUGGUAACAUCGGUGGCAUCGUCGGCAGUUUCAUGUAUUUGGAAAGGGAGAAGCCGAAGUAUUACACAGGAUUUGGAUUGAGUUUGGCAUUCGGCGCUACAGGGUUGAUUGUGGCUCUGUUGCUUGAGUGGAGCUAUGUUGUUGCUAAUAAGAAAAAGGCUAAGAUUGCAGAGGAGGCGAAGACGAAGUAUACAGAUGAAGAGUUGUUUGACAUGGGAGACAGCUCUCCUUUGUUCAAAUAUGUGCUCUGAUGGAAGGAAAGGCCGUAUCUGCGAGGGUUAAGCUCAGGCCAAACUUGCGUUUUCUGAGUGAGG